Messenger RNA from Octopus bimaculoides (California two-spot octopus), 988 nucleotides. RefSeq lists its product as uncharacterized. Gene Ontology annotation, biological process: carbohydrate metabolic process. Lineage: Eukaryota; Metazoa; Mollusca; Cephalopoda; Octopoda; Octopodidae. Gene Ontology annotation, molecular function: glucose-6-phosphate 1-epimerase activity; carbohydrate binding. The record is from RefSeq and is a predicted model, not a curated record. Gene Ontology annotation, cellular component: cytoplasm.
AAAAGUCUUUGAACAACAAGCCAAAAAGGAUAACAGUUAAUAUUGGUGAAUAUAUUUUUUUAAAAUCAUGAAUUAUUCGGCAGAAGAUAUUAUAUUGCUAGAUCGUGGUGCUGAUACUUCUGUUACUGUCCAUCUCCAUGGAGCUACAAUUAUAUCUUGGAGAUGUGCUGGAGAGGAAAUGUUAUUUUUAAGUAAAAAUGCCAUAUUUGAUAACUUGAAAGCUAUUCGGGGAGGAAUACCAUUAGUUUUCCCUAAAUUUGGACCUUGGAAGUAUGGACCACAGCAUGGUUUUGCUCGCGUUUUACGGUGGAAAGUUGAAAUGCCACCUAAAAAGGAUAAAAAUGGAAAUGUAUUUGCUGCUCUUAGUUUGGAAGAUAAUGAUUUAUCAAGGGCAAUGUGGAAUAUAAUGUUCAAAUUGGUCUACACUAUUCGUCUUGAAGAAUCAGCAUUACAUAUUGACUUCACAGUUCAUAACACAGAUAAAAUUACCUUUGGAUUCAACUGUUUACUACAUACUUACUUAGCAACCCCUGAUAUAACUAAAUCUGGAAUCAUAGGGUUACAGAAUCUCAACUAUCAAGACAAGGUUAAUAACUGUGAAGAUGUUGAGGAAAAAGAAGAACUCAUAGUUCGAGAACAUAUUGACCGAAUUUAUAUGGAUGCCCCAAAUGAAAUAGUAGUAGGCAAUAUGGCUGGCAAUAGAAGUCUAAUGCUGAAAACAUUCAAUUUCCCUGAUAUUGUUAUUUGGAAUCCAUGGAGAGAGAAAGCAAAAGCAAUGCUGGACCUUUGUGAUAGUGAUUAUAUGAAAUUUGUUUGUGUUGAAGCUGGAAGAGUAAACAAAGAUAUUGUCCUGAAACCUGGUCAGAGCUAUGAAUGUAGUCAAAUUUUAGCUGCCAUUACAGCGCUUUUGUAAUGGAUUUCCAUUUUGUUUCAAUAUACUUUUUCGGAAAAGGGGGAAAAAAUAUUCAAUCCAGUAAGUUGAAAUAAA